Condylura cristata (star-nosed mole) is the source of this 486-nucleotide messenger RNA. It is a transcript of the gene HCRT, whose product is annotated as hypocretin (orexin) neuropeptide precursor. The coding region runs from base 1 to 486 and encodes 161 amino acids. Lineage: Eukaryota; Metazoa; Chordata; Mammalia; Eulipotyphla; Talpidae. The record is from RefSeq and is a predicted model, not a curated record. The transcript has 2 exons. Gene Ontology annotation, biological process: neuropeptide signaling pathway; feeding behavior.
AUGAAGCCCUCCUCCUCUAAGGUUUCCUGGGCCGUCGUGACGCUGCUGCUGCUGCUGCUGCUGCCGCCCGCCCUCCUGUCGCCCUGGGCGGCCGCCCAGCCCCUGCCUGACUGCUGUCGCCAGAAGACGUGCUCCUGCCGCCUCUACGAGCUGCUGCACGGCGCAGGCAACCACGCGGCCGGCAUCCUCACUCUGGGCAAGCGGCGGCCAGGGCCCCCGGGCCUCCAGGGCCGGCUGCAGCGCCUCCUGCAGGCCAACGGCAACCACGCGGCCGGCAUCCUCACUCUGGGCAAGCGGCGGCCAGGGCCCCCGGGCCUCCAGGGCCGGCUGCAGCGCCUCCUGCAGGCCAACGGCAACCACGCGGCCGGCAUCUUGACCAUGGGCCGCCGCGCAGGCGCAGACCCAGCGCCGCGCCCCUGCACUGGGCGCCGUUGCCCCGCGGUGGCCGCGGCGUCGGUGGCGCCUGGGGGACCGCCCGGGGUCUGA